Molecule: messenger RNA, 2631 nt
Organism: Trichoderma citrinoviride
Lineage: Eukaryota; Fungi; Ascomycota; Sordariomycetes; Hypocreales; Hypocreaceae
Product: V-type ATPase
Exons: 9
Coding region: 1-2631 (876 amino acids)
Biological process (GO): ATP metabolic process; proton transmembrane transport
Cellular component (GO): proton-transporting V-type ATPase, V1 domain
Molecular function (GO): ATP binding; catalytic activity; proton-transporting ATPase activity, rotational mechanism
Source: RefSeq, a predicted model, not a curated record
AUGUCUCUGCUCCGCUCGUCCCUGUGUCGCGCGUGCAGGCGGUCGUCGCCGCUGCUGGUGGUGCGCCGAGGCUUCGCAACGGCCGGCCGCGCGCAGACGUCAUCCGACAACCGGGUCAAGAUUGUCGAGGUCGGCCCCCGAGACGGGCUGCAGAACGAGAAGAAGGCGAUUCCGCUGGCGACCAAGAUUGAGCUGAUUGAGCGGCUGGCCAGGACGGGGCUGACGACGAUUGAGGCUGGGUCUUUUGUUGCGCCGAAAUGGGUGCCUCAGAUGGCCAAUUCGAGCGAAAUCAUGGAGCACAUCCUCCAGCAGCCCAUUGACGCCCCCGUCCCCGUCACAUACUCGUUCCUCGCACCGAAUACAAAGGGCCUCCAGAACGCAGCAGCUCUGCUGAAACAGAACCCCGGGCGGUUCUCCACGCAGCUGGAGCCCGACGUCAAGAAGCCCGGGAUCGAGGUGGCCGUCUUCGCGGCCGCCACGGAGAGCUUCUCGCAGAAGAACCUCAACUGCGACAUCAAGACGUCGCUGGAGCGCUUCAAGGCCGUCAUCCAGGAGUCCAAGGCGCUGGGCCUGCGGGUGCGGGCGUACAUCUCGGUCGUGCUGGGCUGCCCGUUCGAGGGCUUCGACGUGGACCCGCACAAGGUGGCCGAGAUCGCGACGGACCUGCUCGAGUCCGGGGCGGACGAGAUCUCGCUGGGGGACACGACGGGCAUGGGGACGGCGCCGCGGACGAGCGCGCUGCUGCGGUGCAUGAGCGCGGCGGGGAUCCGCAACGAGGACAUUGCGAUGCACUUCCACGACACGUACGGGCAGGCGCUGGUGAACACGGCGGUGUCGCUGGAGCACGGGAUCCGCAUCUUUGACAGCAGCGUCGGCGGGCUGGGCGGGUGCCCUUACAGCCCCGGGGCGACGGGCAACGUGGCGACGGAGAACAUGGUGUACUUUAUGGAGACGCUGGGGAUGGAGACGGGAGUUGACUUGGACGGCGUGGCGGACAUUGGGGCCUGGAUCACGCAGGAGCUGGGCAAGGCGAAUGACAGCUCGGCACCUCAUUCCCGGGCCUGCUACGGCUUCUCUAGCUCUAGAUUCGCAGCAAUGGCGGACCCACGCAAUUCGUCAUCCUACUCGGUUGUGCCGCAACUGCAGUAUAACACCGUGAGCGGCGUCAACGGUCCGCUGGUCAUUGUCGAGAACGUCAAAUUCCCGCGAUACAAUGAGAUCGUCACGCUUACCCUGCCCGACGGUACGGAGAGAAACGGACAGGUUCUGGAAGCUCGAGGUGACCGAGCUGUUGUCCAGGUUUUCGAGGGUACCUCCGGUAUCGAUGUGAAGAAGACUCGUAUCAAGUUCACCGGCCAGAACCUCAAGCUCGGUGUCUCGGAGGACAUGCUGGGCCGUAUCUUUGAUGGUUCUGGACGUGCCAUCGACAAGGGCCCCAAGGUGCUGCCGGAAGAGUACCUCGACAUCAACGGCAGUCCCAUCAACCCCUUCUCCCGAGAAUACCCCGAGGAAAUGAUUGCGACCGGUAUCUCGGCCAUCGACACAAUGAACUCGAUCGCGCGAGGACAAAAGAUUCCCAUCUUCUCCGCCUCCGGUCUGCCACACAACGAAAUCGCCGCUCAGAUUUGCCGACAGGCUGGUUUGGUCAAGCAGCACGGAGUUACCAACAAGGGUGUCCACGACGGCCACGAGGAGAACUUCUCCAUCGUGUUCGGUGCCAUGGGUGUCAACUUGGAGACUGCUCGAUUCUUUACCCGCGAUUUCGAAGAGAACGGCAGCUUGGAGCGUACCACGCUGUUCCUCAACCUUGCCAACGACCCUACCAUCGAGCGUAUUAUUACUCCUCGUCUUGCCCUUACCACCGCCGAGUACUACGCCUACCAGCUCGAGAAGCACGUCCUGGUCAUCUUGACCGAUCUGUCGGCCUACUGCGAUGCCCUUCGUGAGGUUUCCGCCGCUCGAGAGGAAGUGCCCGGUCGUCGUGGUUUCCCCGGUUACAUGUACACCGAUUUGUCGACCAUUUACGAGCGAGCCGGUCGUGUGACGGGACGAAACGGCUCCAUCACCCAGAUCCCCAUCUUGACCAUGCCCAACGACGACAUCACCCAUCCCAUCCCCGACUUGACUGGAUACAUUACCGAGGGACAGAUCUUCGUCGACCGACCUCUGUACAACCGUGGUAUCUACCCCCCGAUCAACGUGCUGCCCUCGCUGUCGCGUUUGAUGAAGUCUGCCAUUGGUGAGGGCAUGACUCGCAAGGACCACGGUGAUGUCUCCAACCAGCUGUACGCCAAGUACGCCAUUGGCCGUGAUGCCGCCGCCAUGAAGGCUGUCGUUGGUGAGGAGGCCCUGUCAUCCGAAGACAAGCUGUCACUGGAGUUCUUGGACAAGUUCGAGCGCCAGUUCAUCAGCCAGGGCGCGUACGAGUCUCGAACGAUCUACGAGUCCCUGGAUUUGGCAUGGAGCCUGCUCCGCAUCUACCCCAAGGACCUGCUCAACCGUAUCCCGGCCAAGAUCCUCAACGAGUUCUACCAGCGAUCUCAGAAGGAUGCCAAGUCGAAGGGCAAGGCGCGAGCGGAGGUUGCCUCCAACGACAGGCAGCAGGCUGAGGAGAACCUGAUUGACGCUUAA